This is a messenger RNA of Aspergillus pseudotamarii, 723 nucleotides long. RefSeq names its product RNA methyltransferase. Gene Ontology annotation, biological process: 7-methylguanosine cap hypermethylation; 7-methylguanosine RNA capping. Gene Ontology annotation, cellular component: nucleus. The transcript is spliced from 4 exons. The record is from RefSeq and is a predicted model, not a curated record. NCBI's taxonomy places the organism in Eukaryota, Fungi, Ascomycota, Eurotiomycetes, Eurotiales, Aspergillaceae. Gene Ontology annotation, molecular function: RNA cap trimethylguanosine synthase activity. Bases 1 to 723 code for a protein of 240 amino acids.
AUGUCUGGAGAUCAUAUGACAGAGGAAGCUCCUCCGGAGGUUCACCAUUACAACGAUAUCGGAGAAGUUCCUUGGGAUAUCCAGAAUUAUUGGGCCCAGCGCUAUAAGAUCUUCUCCAAGUAUGAUGAGGGGGUAUGGCUAACAGAUGAUGCAUGGUUUGGCGUUACGCCUGAGCCUGUUGCUAAUGAGAUAGCUGAGCAUAUUGCCAGUGCUGCUCCCCCGUCUCGCAUGGUCCUAGUUGAUGCAUUUGCUGGAGCCGGCGGGAAUACCAUCGCCUUUGCGCGAUCGGGUCGCUGGAAACGUGUUUAUGGCAUUGAGAAGAAUCCGGCUGUCCUGCUGUGCGCGAAACACAAUGCCAAGAUAUAUGGAGUCGAAGAUAAAAUCACUUGGUUCGAGGGUGACAGUCUUCAGAUCGUGAACAACCAACUCAAGGACCUGGGUCCAUAUAGUGUUCUGUUUGCGAGCCCUCCAUGGGGUGGCCCUGGGUAUCGCUCUGACAAAGUGUUCAAUCUGAGCACAAUGGAACCCUAUUCCUUGGCUACAUUAUACAACGAGUAUGCUUUGUUUACGGAGCAUAUAGCCCUCUAUCUUCCUCGGACGUCAAACGUGAAGCAGCUCGCGAAACUAGUCAAGGAUGGCGAAAAAGCAACAGUGAUGCAUUAUUGUAUGGAAGGCGCUAGCAAGGCGCUGUGCAUCUAUUACGGCGGGUUCAACCUCCAAUAA